Molecule: messenger RNA, 1725 nt
Organism: Impatiens glandulifera
Lineage: Eukaryota; Viridiplantae; Streptophyta; Magnoliopsida; Ericales; Balsaminaceae
Product: regulation of nuclear pre-mRNA domain-containing protein 1B
Exons: 7
Coding region: 177-1499 (440 amino acids)
Biological process (GO): mRNA 3'-end processing
Cellular component (GO): RNA polymerase II, holoenzyme
Molecular function (GO): RNA polymerase II complex binding
Source: RefSeq, a predicted model, not a curated record
CUCCUUUUUUUUUAUAUCCUCUCUCUCUUCUCUCUGGCGGUUCUUCUUCUUCUUUGACGGCCGCCUCUGCGCAGUGAAGCUUUUCUAGGGUUUAUCAUCAAUACAUCUGAUUUCAAUCAUUCACGAUGGCUGAUCUAUAAGGUUUAAGAGAUAAUCUAGAAGAACAGACAAGGGGGAUGAAUAGUGUUUUCAGCGAACAGAUACUUGCAGACAAGCUUUCUAAGCUCAACAGUACUCAACAAUGCAUUGAAACAUUGUCACAUUGGUGCAUCUUCCACCGAAGUAAAGCGGAUAUAGUUGCUUUAACAUGGGAUAAACAGUUCCACAGUACAGAGAUGAUUCGCAAAAUCCCCCUUCUAUACCUUGCAAACGACAUCCUACAGAACAGCAAGCGAAAAGGAAACGAAUUUGUUAAUGAAUUCUGGAAAAUUCUUCCAUCAGCACUUAAGAAUGUACUUGAGAAAGGUGAUGAUCAGGGAAAGAAUGUCAUUUCCAGAUUGGUUGAUAUAUGGGAGCAAAGAAGAGUUUUUGGAUCCCAUACACAAAGUCUGAAAGAUGUAAUGCUUGGAGAAGAAUUGCCUCCACCAUUAGAGUUCAAUAGAAAACGUUCACGGUCUGUUAAGAUUAUAAAAAAGGAUUCGCGCUCAAUUCGAACGAAAUUGACGUUAGGAAGUUCAGCUGAAAGAAUUGUCUCUGCACUCCAUUUGGUGAUCAGUGAAAAUUCCAUUGAGGAUGAAAGUAUGUCCUCGAGCAAAUCAGUUAUUCAACGGAUUAAGAAGAUGGAGCAUUCCGUCGAAGCAGCUUGUAGAAAAGCAAACGAUCCAAAGAGAAAAACAUUGUCAAACGAGUUGCAGCUUGAAGAAACUACUCUAAAACAAUGCAUAGAGAAGCUUAAGUCCGUUGAGGCAAACCGGGCUCUUCUCGUCUCUGAGUUAAGGGACACCCUCCGAGAACAGGAAUCGGAGCUGGAGAAUGUACGCACUCAAAUGCAGGUAGCAAUGGCUGAGGCAGAAGAAGCGAAAGCGAUGCGUGACCAACUCGAUAACAAUGAUCAAGUCUCAAAACCUCCAAAAAAGUCUGCUGCAGCUAUUGCGGCUGAGGUUGCGGACAGGCUGGCAGCUUCCUCUUCUUCUCAAUUCAUCAUGUCUUCAGUCUUAUCAUCAUUUGCAGCUGAAGAAGCAAAAAACGCUCCGAAUAACAACAACACACAACAGAUAUCGGCUCCUAUAUCAAACAAUCCGACUUAUCCUCAACAACAGACGAUUCUCGUACCCAAUCCGAUGGUGGAUAAUACUUCUUACCGCCAUUAUGUUAACCAAUCUUCCCCGUUUGGUUACGGAAACAUGACUCCGAUUCCCCUUACGCCUCCGAUGGUUAACACGGUUAUUCAAAUGCAACCACCUCCGAUGGGUUUUGUUCAGCAACCGAUGAGUUUUCGACCGAUUGGGCCUCCGCCUCCUCAUGGGAUGAUGUAUUAUAAUCCUCCGCGCCCUUCUUAAUGAAAGUUAUGAAUGAGUUUGUGCGAAUUGGAGUUUAUUUUGUUUGGAGACUUUUGAAUAGGGUUUUUGGCUCUGUUUGUUUAGAAUAGGGAGGGGACAUACACUUUCUUCUUUUAGAAAUGUUUUAGUUGUGUUGAUUAUGCUUUUUCUUGUUCUUGAAGACUUUUUUUAUGAUGUAAAACUGUUUUUUUUUUUAUCAAUUGAGACAUGUGACAAUUUUUUAUUU